This is a messenger RNA of Terrapene triunguis (Three-toed box turtle), 963 nucleotides long. It is a transcript of the gene NKX2-3, whose product is annotated as NK2 homeobox 3. Gene Ontology annotation, molecular function: RNA polymerase II cis-regulatory region sequence-specific DNA binding; DNA-binding transcription factor activity, RNA polymerase II-specific. Gene Ontology annotation, cellular component: nucleus. Gene Ontology annotation, biological process: regulation of transcription by RNA polymerase II; cell differentiation. Lineage: Eukaryota; Metazoa; Chordata; Testudines; Emydidae. The transcript has 2 exons. The record is from RefSeq and is a predicted model, not a curated record. The coding region runs from base 1 to 963 and encodes 320 amino acids.
AUGAUGUUACCGAGCCCCGUCACCUCCACCCCCUUCUCUGUCAAAGACAUCCUCAACCUGGAGCAGCAGGAGCCGCACUAUGGAGCCCAGCUGCAGCAGCACCUGGAGCAGCACUUCCACUCGGCAGCCUGCCUGCUGGCGGCCGGGGACGGCUCCCGCUUCUCCGACGGGGAGGAAGAGGAGGAGGAGGAGAAGCUGUCCUAUCUGAGCUCCAUGGCCGCGGCGGAGAGCCAAGGGGACGUGGGGCUCUCCCCGGAAAACUACGUGCAGGCGGUGCUGCGAGGCUCGUGUGAGCCCAAUGGCCCGGGAGACGAGCUGGAGCCUGCGGGGGAUCGGGACCCCAAGCGCUGCGCCCUGAAGCAGCCGCCGGGCGCCGCGGAGAGGCCGGAGGAGGCGGAGAGGCCGAAGCCGCGGAGCCGUAGGAAGCCGCGCGUUCUCUUCUCGCAGGCGCAGGUCUUCGAGCUGGAGCGGCGCUUCAAGCAGCAGCGCUACCUGUCAGCGCCGGAGCGCGAGCACCUGGCCAGCAGCCUCAAGCUCACCUCCACGCAGGUGAAGAUCUGGUUCCAGAACCGGCGCUACAAGUGCAAGCGGCAGCGGCAGGACAAGUCGCUGGAGCUGGGCCCCGCGCCGCCGCCGCCGCGCCGGGUGGCCGUGCCGGUGCUGGUGCGGGACGGGAAGCCCUGCCUCGGGGGCUCGCCGGGCUACGGCUCGCCCUACAACGCGCCCUACUCCUACAGCGGCUUCCCGCCCUACGGCUACGGCAACUCGGCCGCCUACAACGCCAGCUACGGCUGCAGCUACCCCGCGGGCGGCCAGCCCGGCUGCAGCCCGGGCGCGGCCGCGGGGCCCUUCGUGAACAUGGGCGGCCUGGGCGGGUUCGGCGGCGCGGCCCAGCCCCUGCACCAGGGCGCCGCGGGGCCCUCCUGCAGCCAGGGCGCUCUGCAGGGAAUCCGGGCCUGGUAG